CUUGAACCUCAAGACGCGAUGCCGCUUAUAGAUAGUGAUCAUGGGAUUGUUCUCACGGAUCUCAACCCUGACAAACGACUAUGCCAGUAUUCUUUGUGCGCAGCGUACGGGAAACAUAAGGCUUGCGGAAAGUGCAAGUACGCUCGCUAUUGUAGCGCAGAGUGUCAAAAGCUGGACUGGCCGGAUCACAAGCAAACCUGCGGAAAAUUCGAGACCCCUAUCAUGGACGCUGCAGGAUGGCGCCGCAUGUACAAAGGUGUAUGGGAAUGGGCAGCAGCCGAAGGCCUCGAGGCGCACUCGACUCCUCACAAGAUCCACACGCACUGCCUGCUUGUCGACGUCGUCUGGGGGGACCGUCUCGUGGGCUCGACACCAAGCUACUUCGAACUCAUGUCUGUCCGAGUCUGUCCAAUCGCGGAGCUAGGGCCCGUGACUGAUGCCAUGUCGGCCGCUCUCGACCGCGACGUUGAGAUAUGCCGCAAAAUUCAGGAAGAAGGUGGUCUCGGACAAGCGCGCGUCGUAUUCCACUUCAGGGAAUCUCCGCGGUACGCUGGUAGAUACCCUCGAGACAUCUAUAUUGUCGAGAAGUACGCGCUGAGGGACAAACCUGAUCCGAAACACGACGCGCCGGAUAGCUGGAUGGAUGUGGAGGGUUGGGUGAAACGCUUAACCAACAGUAUCGCUAUGUUGAAGACGAUGGACAAGUGGAGUGCGCGCCUGCACGGGCCUCCGUCAGAACGUCCGAAAGGCCUACUGUAUGCAUCGUUCAAAUAUUAGGACUUCUGAUAACUAUUUCCCUCUGUUUCCGUGCAUCGCGCCUCUUAACCCGUAGGUUCGUGGGCCCGUAUGUACGAGUAAAUGGGUCUGUACGUAUUCUAGAGAGGCUAGGCUAGUUCUCCGUACUCCUGACAUAUCUGAAGCUAGGCUCUGUACACGCUCUGUACACGGAUCCCCUUCUUAUGUAUUUUUCACUCAUCGAUCUGUUGGCAUACUGUUAGUCAUAUCUCGGGACAUUGUAAACCAUCUGUUCGCUAGUUACGUUGGGAUAAAGUCCAUACGGAGCAUUCCUCCACUUGCGGACUGGCGCUUCAAGUGU
Messenger RNA from Dichomitus squalens LYAD-421 SS1, 1096 nucleotides. RefSeq lists its product as uncharacterized. The record is from RefSeq and is a predicted model, not a curated record. Bases 19 to 777 code for a protein of 252 amino acids. Lineage: Eukaryota; Fungi; Basidiomycota; Agaricomycetes; Polyporales; Polyporaceae. The transcript has 3 exons.